Molecule: messenger RNA, 331 nt
Organism: Staurois parvus
Lineage: Eukaryota; Metazoa; Chordata; Amphibia; Anura; Ranidae
Source: the annotation of a GenBank genome assembly
GUCAUGUGAUCAGCUGUGUCCAAUCACAUCUGAUCGCAUGGGACAUGUACACUGAUCAUCAGGGCACUGAUGAUCAGUGUGCCCUGAUGAUCUGUGUAGCCCCAUCAGUGCCAGAUGUCAGUGCUUAUCCGUGCCACCUGCCAAUGCCCAUCAGUGCCACAUCAAUGCUACAUUUCAGUGCCUACCACUGCACACCAAUGCCACAUAUCAGUGCCCAUCUGAGUUGCCUUUCAGUGUCACCCAUCAGUGCCAGUCAGUGCCGCCUAUCAGGGCCAGUCAGUGCUGCAUUUCAGUGCUCGUUAGUGCUGUCUAUCAGUGCCGCCUAACAGUG